Alternaria ethzedia is the source of this 1143-nucleotide messenger RNA. RefSeq lists its product as uncharacterized. The transcript is spliced from 4 exons. Gene Ontology annotation, molecular function: cellulose binding. The record is from RefSeq and is a predicted model, not a curated record. NCBI's taxonomy places the organism in Eukaryota, Fungi, Ascomycota, Dothideomycetes, Pleosporales, Pleosporaceae. The coding region runs from base 1 to 1143 and encodes 380 amino acids. Gene Ontology annotation, biological process: mitotic sister chromatid cohesion; carbohydrate metabolic process. Gene Ontology annotation, cellular component: Ctf18 RFC-like complex; extracellular region.
AUGCCGUCGGUACCGAUCCAUCUCCCUUCCGCUUCCGCAACAUCCCCACGCGCCGAGAACCCCCUUCCACAGCUCCUCCACACACCCUCGGGCCUUGCCCUCAUCGAAAUCCAGGGCACAAUCCACUUCCCCCCGCCUGCAGCCUCCGUGGCCUCCACACAAGUCGGCAAACUCGUCUUCCCACACUACAAUCCCGCUAUUAACGACCCGAGCGAUACGAAAUGGAUGAAGCGCGUCUACAUGUACGUGGGCAAGGGCCAGCGCAUGACGGGCGAGUGCAAGAAGCUGCCCAAACCGCUUGGUGUCAUGCGCAAGAGGGAAAAGAUGGAUGUCGAGGAUGUGGAGAUGAGUGGUCUGGGGGACGAGGAUGGUGCGAAAGAUGAGGAGUUGGAGAUUGUGGAGGUGGUGAAGUACAAGAUUGUGUUUUCGUCGCGACCGGAGCCUAUUAGGGAUUGGCAGCAGUGUGGUGGUACGAACUGGUCUGGAGAGACAGCAUGCAGCUCAAGUGCUGGCUGCGUCAAGAUCAAUGACUACUACUCUCAAUGCCAACCUGGUGCUGCGCCUGCACCUGCACCUACAUCUGCGUCUACACUCUCAACCGUGCCGAUACCAACAUCAACAACAGUCUCACCAAGUGCACCAACCACCACCAGCACCCCCGCCGGCACCGGCCCAGGCAAGACACUCCAAAGCGGCUACUACUGGAUCCGCGGAGUCGCAGCCCCCAACUUCCACAAAUACUUCCAAACGAACCCCCUCUACUCGACCGGCCCCGCCCUCCUCGGCGACUACACAACAGCAGGCCAGUUCCAGGUCGUCAGCGGCCAGCUGGUCCAACUCGUCUCCGCGCCCGGCGAGCCUGUCAAGCUUCUCUAUGCUGUAGUGUCUGAAGAGCGCUCCAUCAACGGCAUGUCUCUCGCUGUCAGUUUCUCGGAGAGCAAGAACACGUACGGUACGUUUGCGUGGGGUGGCGAUGAUCUGCAGUGGAGUGUUGCGGGUGUUAAUCGGCCGAAUAAGAGUGCGUGGUAUGUGUGUACUGGGCAGAAGUUGUAUAUCAAUUUGGGGAAUUACUUGUAUCAGACGCCGAGUGGGUGCGCUGAUCAGACUGUGCAUUAUUACAACGAUAAGACGGCGAACAACUAG